AUCCCUACCCCCACCGUCCCGCCUGUCUCCCAGUUGCGUUCGCCGCUGCCCUGUCUGGCCGCCCGGUGUCUGCUCCGCCGCUCCGCGCUCUGCGGCUCUCACCCCACCCCGAACCCGAAAACUCUGCCUCCUCGUUUACCUCCCCCGGCUCCCGCACCCCCUUCCACCCGGUGAAUGCACCAGCACCGAAAACAUGACGGGCAUCGCCGCCGCUUCUUUCUUUUCUAAUUCCUGCAGGUUCGGGGGCUGCGGUCUACAGUUCGAGUCUCUCGCCGAGCUCAUCGUCCACAUCGAGGACAAUCACAUCGACACAGAUCCACGGGUCCUGGAGAAGCAGGAGCAACAGCAGCCCACUUAUCUGGCCCUAAGCUACAUUAACAGGUUCAUGACAGAUGCUGCUCGCCGGGAGCAAGAGACCAUGAAGAAGAAGGUUACGCCCAAACUGUCCCUGUCCAUCACUGGUGGAGUGUCCAGGAACAGCACAGCCACGCCUCCUCGCCAGACCAGCGGCAACCUGACGCCUCCCGUCACGCCCCCCAUAACCCCCUCCUCCUCCUUCCGCAGCAGCACCCCAACAGGCAGUGAGUAUGAUGAGGAGGAGGUAGACUACGAGGAGUCGGACAGCGAUGAGUCGUGGACCACAGAAAGCGCCAUCAGCUCUGAGUCCAUCCUCAGCUCCAUGUGCAUGAAUGGGGGCGAGGAGAAGCCGUUUGCCUGCCCCGUCCCCGGCUGUAAGAAGAGAUACAAGAAUGUGAACGGUAUCAAAUACCACGCCAAGAACGGCCACCGCACACAGAUCCGUGUGAGGAAACCCUUCAAGUGUCGCUGCGGCAAGAGCUACAAGACCUCGCAGGGCCUGAGACACCACACCAUCAACUUCCACCCGCCGGUCUCCACCGAGAUCCUGCGCAAGAUUCAAGGCUAAAGCCCGGCUCACACCAAUCACUACCCCAAACACAGCCCUAUCCUGACUUUCUCUUCCCUGACCCUUUCGUAUCAAUCCUGCACACUACAGGAUCAAGUGCGUGCUUUAAGUUCUUUUCAUAUUUUUUCUUCUUCAUCUUUUUUGUUUGGAUGUUACAAUUGUUUCUCUUCUAUCCACGUUAUAUCACUUGUAUCUUUUGAAAAAAAGUGUCUUUGUAGUAUUUUUUAUUGUUGUACAUUUGCACAUUAGUAUAUGCUAUCACGUUAAUUGUUCUCUAUUGUUUGACUUACAUACGGUGCUAACUGUAAAAAACAGACAGAAAAGACUAAAAACAAACGAUAUGAAAGAAGAGGGGGAAACGUAAAAAAGAAGCGCAACCACGCCCUGCCCCUUUGUCUUGCUCGUCUGUGAGCGGGAUGAAGUUGACAUUAGUGCUGAUCUGAGUUCAGGAGUCCUUGCGCUCCUUUUCCAUUAGAUGCAGAGAGUUUGCUGAGCUUAGAUCUGUGCCUUCGCUGUAACUUCUGGGGGUUUCAGUGUGAGUUAAGUUAUACUUUAAAUAGAUAUAUUGAUAUAUAUAAACAAUAGACAGAUAUGUAUGUGUACAUAAAAAAUAUAAAGGUAUUCAUGAGCAUAUACAUAAAUAGUUACACUUUAUUUUCAAGCUUUAUUUUAUAUAUAUAUAUCUGUAAGUGUUUUUCUUUCUGUGUGUCCGUAAGUGUUCCUUUCAUUACUUGUUUGCUGAGACGGCCAGUUUUGUCACCUCAGAGGUCAAGCUGGCUGACUUCAGGUGUGGAGAGAUUUCUCACACCGCACCCUAGACAUAAGGAGCCAAAACGCCUUUCGGUUUGACACUCUGACUCGAGUGCAAUGUUUUACUGUUGAUCAGUUAGGCUCAAUGUAUUAGAACAUGGCCUGGGCCAACAAUCCAUAUUUUAAACAUUUCAUCCAAGC
This is a messenger RNA of Etheostoma cragini (Arkansas darter), 1876 nucleotides long. RefSeq names its product JAZF zinc finger 1a (gene jazf1a). Bases 194 to 925 code for a protein of 243 amino acids. Lineage: Eukaryota; Metazoa; Chordata; Actinopteri; Perciformes; Percidae. Gene Ontology annotation, cellular component: nucleus. The transcript is spliced from 5 exons. The record is from RefSeq and is a predicted model, not a curated record.